CCCGUGCACAGGAGGUGCGCGCUCCCGAGCUGGCGUAGUUUCCCAGCGCGGUGCCAGCCCCUCAUCCUCCUCCAGUCUCACUCCCCUCCCGACUGCCGCCCCAGGCUCCGCCAUGGGGAAUGUGCCAUCGGCGGUGAAGCACUGCCUCAGCUACCAACAGCUUCUCCGGGAGCAUCUCUGGAUCGGGGAUUCAGUGGCAGGGGCGCUCGACCCCGCGCAGAUUUCUGUUCUAAUAAACCUUCACUGCUUUCAGCCCUAUGUCUCUGGAUUCUCAGUCUCCUUGGCAGGCUCGGUGGCUUCUAUCCACUGGGAAACAUCCCAGUUAUCUGGACUCCCUGAGUUUGUUAAAAUAGUAGAAGUUGGGCCUAGGGAUGGAUUGCAGAAUGAAAAGGUUAUAGUUCCUACAGAUAUAAAAAUUGAAUUUAUCAAUCGACUUUCCCAAACUGGCUUGUCUGUAAUAGAAGUGACUAGCUUUGUGUCUUCCAGAUGGGUACCACAGAUGGCUGAUCACACUGAAGUAAUGAAAGGCAUUCAUCAAUAUCCAGGAGUUCGCUAUCCUGUCCUUACUCCUAAUCUUCAGGGUUUUCACCGUGCUGUUGCUGCUGGAGCUACUGAGAUAUCAGUUUUUGGAGCUGCAUCUGAAUCCUUUAGCAAGAAGAAUAUUAACUGUUCCAUUGAAGAAAGUAUGGGAAAGUUUGAGGAGGUUGUUAAGUCUGCAAGACACAUGAAUAUUCCAGCACGAGGGUAUGUGUCUUGUGCUCUGGGCUGUCCAUAUGAAGGAAUUAUUACACCGCAAAAAGUGACAGAAGUGUCUAAGAGAUUGUACAGCAUGGGUUGUUAUGAGAUCUCUCUAGGAGACACAAUUGGAGUGGGAACUCCAGGAAGUAUGAAAAGAAUGUUGGAAAGUGUGAUGAAAGAAAUCCCACUGGGUGCUCUUGCUGUUCACUGUCAUGACACCUACGGACAAGCCUUAGCAAAUAUCCUUACGGCCCUUCAGAUGGGAAUCAAUGUGGUGGACUCUGCAGUAUCCGGAUUAGGCGGCUGCCCUUAUGCAAAAGGUGCUUCUGGGAAUGUAGCCACUGAGGAUUUGAUAUAUAUGCUUAAUGGCCUGGGGCUCAAUACAGGUGUGAAUCUAUACAAAGUGAUGGAAGCUGGUGACUUUAUUUGCAAAGCUGUGAAUAAAACCACAAACUCUAAAGUAGCACAAGCCUCCUUCAAUGCUUGACUUGAAUGGAUUUACGAUCUACGGUUGAGAAGAUCAAUUUCAGCUACAGUACUCAUCUGAAAAUCAUUAGUGUCAACUUGCUCUGAUAUGUGAAGUAAUAGACAAGAGUGGGAAAAAAGAGAUCCUUUUCAAAAAGAUUAUAACUGGAUAGAUUAAGUCAACAAAAAGCAGUAUCAGUCAUCAGGUAAAUUGCAAGCUGAGGAUAAAUAAUAAAACUUGUCCUAUUUUGAACUUGGAAAAAAGUCUCUUUUGCUCUUGUAGAAAUAACUUUUUAAUUUAGAUGGGAAAAUUGAGUUCAUAUUUCCCCAAGUAUCAAAUACUGUGUUAAUACUUAAUCAGGCAGGCUUAACACAGUGUACAUACCGUCAGUAGUUUAUGAGCUCCUGCAUAGUAUGCAGAGUGUGUGGCCUCAAUAUUAUGCAUUAUGCCUCUGGAUCUCAACUAUUCAUUUGCCAAGUCAGUUAAGUUAUGGACCAAAAGCCAAAUCUCCAUCUGACCCUACAUAAUUUUAGCAAUAGAACUUUUAUAUUUUGAGUAUGGCUAACAUCUGUUAACUAUUUCAGUGACUUUAUCUGGUUCCAAGAGGCUGUGGCCAAUGGCAAGAUGCCAUAUCCUGGAAACAUAUUACAACCUCCCAUGUUUGUUACAUGCAUCCAGUUUACCAUACUUUACCUAUCAUCAGUUAUAGUAAAAACCAGCAUGGAGUUACUCAGCUAUUGAGAAAUUGUAGGCUAUUAUUUUGGUCCUGAUGUCUAAAUUGCAAUGAUAAGAAUAGGUUGAUACAUAUAUCAUCAUCUACCCUUAUAAUUUUCAGAUCACUUUCAAUUUGCCCAAGGAAAUAUCGUUGUGAUCCUAAGAAUAUUAAGAUAAUUUUUGGUUAAUGAAAUACCUAUUUUCCUUUGAUUCAUGGUGCUUUGAUUACAUCACAUGAUUUUUUGGUGUAUUUUUAGUGGUUAUUUUAAAAGUUGAGGUGACUGAAAUGUUGUUUAUUGUCCUAGAAUUGAUUGCCAGAAAUUGAAAGAUGUAAUAUAUCAAAGACAGAGAUGAGGAGCAGGAGGACUAUUCAAGAUAAACAUUUCUGUAACCUAUGCAAAUUUUAUGGGGGUAGUAUUAUUACACAUGGAUCUGAAAUGUCAGUUCUAGUAUUUAUAUAGACUUCUCUAAUAAUACCAGGUGAUAUUAUCUUUGAGUAAGUUUGAAUAUGAAUUGAAACAUAAAAAUGAGUGUUGUGAACUUUCUAGGAAAUAUUCAUUAAAACCAUUGAAAUAAAAAUAAGUUCAAGAAAGUAAGAGAAGUACUGAUUAUAACUAUGUUGCAUGGUUCUGGAGCAGGAAUACUAAGAGCAAUUUUCUGUUUUGGGGUUAAUGUUUGGGGGUUGGGGGAAAUGCAGGGAGCAGACAAAAAUCAAAGCUGGUUAUGAAUCUUUUUCAGUUACAUCUCCCUGUGCAUCUCUCUUCAUGAAGCACAUGACCCUGCACACUGGCAGUAAUGGGACACCUCCAAUUAGCAUGUACAGCUGGAUAUGUACCCCAUAUUCUGAGGAGACUGACUUCCUAUCUCUUACAAAGCUAUGCAGUUCUUAAUUUGAGAUAUUUGGAAAAGCGUCUCUUGUUACAAACUGCUUAUAGUAACAACUAAGGGGAAAGCAUUGCUGUUUUGAAAUGGAAACCGUGGACUUUGAAAGGCAGAGCAAGUAGUCAGAAACUCCAAGUACAGUCUAGAGCACAGUAACAUAUCUUCUAUGUCAGUGUACUGAGUCACUUCCAUGAAUACCUUGAUGCUACUGAAUCACAUUUAGUAUGAGAAAGCUUGCUGUAGGUAUUUGGUAUCCUUUCUCCACACAAACCACCUAAAUCUCUUUGACAAUUUAAAGAAAGUUUCUUUUCUGGUUUUCUUUUCUCCACCUUAUUUAUUUUGUGGCCUCUUCCUUCUCUUCUUUAUGUUUGACUGCAGACACAAAUGUACAGUUGCCUCCAACCUUACAACUCAACAGGUGGUGCAAGACCAGCAGGAUCAUCCCCUGGGACCUUUUGAGAAACAGAAUCUGGGACUUCACUCCAUAUCCACUGCAUCACAGUUUCCAUUUUAAACAAGAUCCUCAUAUGACUCAUAUGCAAAUUAACUUUGAGAAGCACUUGCCUAUUUGAUACCUCCUCUUGGGUGUCCAACAGGCAUCUCAGGCUUCAUAUAUAUUCAAAAUUCUUGUACCAUUUUUCACUUUGUGCUCUGUAGUCCACCCCAUUGUCUUCUGUUUUUGGAACAAGACACACUCAGAUCCAUCUCAGGUCCUUCCUUUACCUUAGUUUUUUUCUCUGCCUGUAAAGCUGUUUUCCUGGCUUUUUCCCUGGGCAUGACUGGCUCCCUCUUGUCAUUGAGGUCUCAGCAUAAAUUUUACCUCCUUAAUGAAUCUUCCUGGACAACUCAGUUUAAAGUAAGUCCUUUACACUCUCUCACAUCAACUCAUUUAAUUAUUAAUUUUUACCUAUUAUUUGUUUAUUCUUUCUUUCUUCAACAGAAUAUAUACUCCAUGAGAGUGAGGGUUUUGCUAUCUUCUUCACUGUUAGUUCCACAUUGCCUAGAACAUAGUGCUAGGGUCUAGCACUAAAUACCAAUAAAUGUUAGUCGGAGUCAAGAAUAGAAAUGGGUUUAAUUCAAACAUUUGGGAAUUAAAGGAAGGAAACUAUUCUGCAUGAACUCUACACAUAUAUUUCCUGAGCCCUUAAUAGAUUUUUAGGAUUUUCCAGUUUAUAUGUUGAAUGAUUGAAUUAAGUAAUGAAUGCAUAUAUAUAUACCAAAGAGGAUGUUUAGAAAUGUUGGGUAAACCAAAACUGUAAGGGAAAUAUAUAUAUUUUUAAGCAGAAUAAAGUAAAAGUGAAACUGCUGGAAUUGAUAACAACAAAUUGACAAUAUCAAUAACAGAAACCUUCCUGAGGUAAAGAGGCAACAGCUAUAAUAAGCAACUAAUCAGCUUUGCUAUGGGCAUUAAGAAGUGCAUGCCAUUGCUUUCUAUGUGUUUUACACACAUGCACACAGGCACACACACACAUGCAUACAUAAUACACCAUUCCAGAUAUGGCCAGAACAAUUUAGAUUAUUCAUCAAACUUCUGUCACCUGUCUCUUCUCUAUCAAAGAAACAAGAACUGCAUUGCCUAUUUAAAAGUCCACUGUAACAUGUCAUCGAAGAAAAGCAAGCCUGUUGUAUCAGCUGUCAUCUAUAUUAUUAAGAGAUAAAAAUUUUGUAAUGACUUGAUAUCAAGACCUCAUUACUUCAGUAUUCCUUAAAUUCCUUUAGUAAUUUAUAGGUAUUUCAGAGUCAAGUCUUAGCAGAGACAUACUCUUAAUUUUCUGUCGCUGAUACAUAAACAAACUUAUUCUCUGUGAUCUCAAUUCAUGUUGUACAUUAGAUUAAUUAGUGGAUGAUGGGAGAGGAGUUUAGCAAUAUUGAUGCCUGAACUUCACCCUUGGAUAUUUUGAUUUCAUUGGUCUGGAGUAGUACACUUCAAGCAUCAGCAUUUAAAAAAAAAAAUGUAUACAACAAUUCUCAUGUGCAAGUUUAGUUGAAAAUCUCUAAUUUAGAACAAUGGUUUUGAAAGUGUGAUCCCAGGAGGAGCAGCAGCAGCAGCAGCAGCAGCAUGACUUGCUUUUCUCAGGAGCUUCAUCCAGAGAAAACGGCAUCAUCUCAGAGUCAGCUAUAAAAUCCAGAUUGUGAAUCUGUGUAUACUAUAGAGAUAAAGGACAGUAAGAGGACACCAGCUAUAUUAGCCCAUCCUUGCCUUGCUAUACCUAAGAGUAGGUAAUUUAUAAGAAAAGAGGUUGAAUCUCAUGGUUCUGCAGGCUGUACAGGAAAUAUAGCGCCACCAUCUGCUUCUGGGAAGGCCUCAGAAGGUUUUAACUCAUGGUGGAAGGUGAAGUGGGAGCCAGCACUUUACAUGGCAAAAACAGGAGCAAGAAAGAGAGUAGGGAAGAGGUACCACACUUUAUAACAACUAUCACCAGGACAGCACCAAGAGGAUAUUAAACCAUUCUUUAGAAAUCCACCCUCGUGAUCCAGUCACCUUCCACCAGGGUUCAUCUCCAACACUGAGGGUUACAGUUCAACAUGAGAUUUAGAGGGAAUACAUAUCCAAACUACAUAAUCAACACAUUAGAAUUCAAAUUAGGAUUCACUAGAGAUGCAAAUUUUCAAACUCCAGCACAGAUGUACUAAAUCAGAAGCUCUGGGUUGAGGCCUAAUAAUCUUUGUUUUUACAGAUCCUCCAGGGGAUUCUGAGGAGCCCUAACGUUUGAGAAUCACUGACCUUCUAAGGCAGUGAUUUACCACACUUGUAAUUGGUAGAGGAAAAAAUGUAUACUAUUUAGCUUAUUGUAUGCCCUAUAUCCACACAACAAAGCAUCAUUUUGAACUAGCACUCAUAUAAUCCAAACAGGCAUACAUUUCCAGCCUACAUUUCCAAUGUGAACAGUGCUUACGAGAGGAGUGAAGUAUACGAAACAGAUGCCAAUUUCCUCUGCCACAUUCCUUCCCUUGACUCUGUUUCCCAGCUUCAUAAGUUGAAAGAGUCAUAUGAAUAGCCUCAUUAUUAGGAUUUUCUCCAGGAGGCUUGAGUCUGAGAAAAAUUCCACCAGGGUUCUACUGAUUCUUCUUUGACACCAUCUGAUCUUAGGCUCUGGAAGCACACAAUCCAGUUCUGAGUCUUGGCUGUAUUACUCAAUGGCUAUGCAAACUUAUUCAAUUUACCUAAGGUCUUUAAACCUAAUUUCAAACCUCACUUCCUUCACCUGUAAAACUCAGAUAAUAGCCUUUAUUUAUACAGCUAUUGGAGGGAUUUCAUGAAGUAAUGCUUAUAAGUGUUUGGCAAAGUGCCUAGUACUUAGAAAGUAAUCAAUAAAUGUUAACAAUCAUAACUUUUAGUAUCAUUUCCUAUAGCACUGCCCUGGAGUGGAACUUCCCCUCCAUUGUCAGUUAACAAUUAGAGAGGCUCUCUUUCUAUAUCCUGUUCCAUGUACAGUGUAUGUUGUCUUAAAGGGCCUGCAAUAAUUCUCAAAAAGGCAGCUCGUCAUCAAACUCCAGGACCACAUAGUCUUAAAUUGGCACCAGAGUCCCAUGCUUUCCUUAUCAUGCUGUACCACUGACGUAUGCAUGCUGAGCUAAUUCUUUUCUGCAUUUCAUAUGGCAGUAGUCUGCUACAGGAACUUGUUUUGAGACUUUUGCUGAGUACACUUAUCUAAGAAAUAUAGUAGGUUGAACUCUAUAUCCUGCAUCAUCUAAAGUCAAAAAUUUCAUGAACGUUAGGAAUUUGUUUCAGUCUUUUGGCAGUUGGACAGGUGAGCAGAUAGAUUUUGACAUCUGUUUUCAUAUGAGUUUUAUUUAUUUGGUGGACUACUACCUAGAAAGCUUCCGCUUUCUUCUUGUUCUUCCUGGUUCCGUUGUAAAGCAGAACCAUGUGCUUAGUUGAGUACUUUGCUUCCAUGAGGGUCACCUUUCCUUUGACUUGAGCCAUAGUAUCAAACUUAUAUGGCUUAUGAAAGGGAUUAUGCCCCUCUAGGAAUUAAGAGGAACUAAAUCAAAACUUCUGAUGAUCAUUCCAUCUAAACUUUCCUUCUCCAGCUGGUUAUUCAAGACCCCUGUCAUUAGUGAAGCAGAGCAAAAUAUCAUAGGUAGCCAGCCAGACCAUUAUCCUGAAUCCUGAAAAGGUGCCUUCAGUCAGAAGGUUUUCACAGUGACCUCUAUCUGUACACUAAUGCCAAUAUAUUGGAUUGUUGGGCAGACAUUCCAGCAGCAUUCGGAGAGGUCCACAGAAUUACAAGGAAUCACUGCCUGCUUUUUGCAGGAGCUUCGUUUAGAUAAAAUUUAAUUAUCUGGUAGUCAGCUCACAAAAUUUAUACUGUAAAUGUGUGUAUACUCCAGAGGUGAAGGGAAGCUGUAGAGUGCCAAUAUCUGUCUCCUUCUUAUAACAGCCUGUAUGCUCAGUACCUAUCACAUUAGUAUAAAGGAAAACAUAUCUAUGGACCUUCCUUUAAUCAAAGAGUAUGUCAUUGUUUUUCUCAACUGUAAACAUCUUCAAAGAAUUUGAGGACCAAAGUAGUUCAUGCUAGAAUUAUGGGCAUGAGGAAGAAGUGAGAAACAUGUGAUGACAAAUAGAGCGUAAGUGGGGAUAGAUAUGUUUCUGUAAGGGGUUUGUACAUAUGUAUAGAAGAUACGUCCAUCCAGACAUUAAAAGCCUGUUAGUAUUCUCCUACCUCCUGGACAUUUUUUUUUUUUUUUUUGUGAUACACAGUCUCACUCUGUCACCUAGGCUGGAGUGAAGUGGCUCACUGCAACCUCCGCCUCCUGGGUUUAAGCGAUUCUCAUGCCUCGGCCACCAGAGUAGCUGGGAUUACAGGCAUGUACCACCACACUUGAAUAAUUUUUGCAUUUUUAGUAGAGACGGGGUUUUGCCAUGUUGACCAGGCUAGUCUCGAACUCCUGACCUCAAGUGAUCCUCCCGCAUCAGAUUCCCAAAGUGCUGUGAUUACAUGCAUGAGCCACCUCACCCGGCUGGAAAUUUUCUUUUACCAUUAAUUGACUAGAAGCUGUUCCCUGAAACUUCUGGAUUUCUACAACAGUGCACCAUUUUUAUUGGGUAUUUAAUGUUUGCAGUCAUGGUUGUCCUUCAAAGUUGUCAUUUUGGGAAGCUAUGCAUUCAUGUUAAUAACAUUAUCUUUUAGAAUUGGAAUUACAUUGGGUCUCUUCCAUAAAAGAAACUAAAUGUCACUACUAUAGAGUCAUUUUGUUUUUAUAUUGUGCUAAUAUUGUUAAGACAGUAUUAACCAUAUUUGUCUUGUUAAUUUAGUUAAGAUGAUAUUUAUCAAUUUAUUUGUCUACUUUAUUCACCAGAUUUUUGUCCAAAUGACAUUCAGUUAUUUCUAAAAAUCAAAUCCAGGCUGACAAAAAACAAAUUUUUACUUUCCAGUUAAUUCAAAAGAAUGUGUCAAAUGUUUCUAAGACAAUUUCAGUGAGUAGUAAAUAAACACAUUUGCUUUACUGGCAGAAUGUUUGAAUAGUUUUCUAGAGUUGCAAGGCAAUGAUUUUGAAAAGGUAUCAUUCACUUCUAUAUUAGUUUAAAAAUCAUAUUUUACUUUUAGAUUUCUUAUAAACCAUAUAUAAUACCAUGUUCUUUAUCUAAAUAAAGAUGAACUAUUAAAAAUAUGAUUCCCAGAUAAGUGAAGUUUCCACUUUAUAUCACAACUAUUUAAAGAAUAAACAUUUUUGUAGGAAGUA
Macaca mulatta (Rhesus monkey) is the source of this 8488-nucleotide messenger RNA. RefSeq names its product 3-hydroxy-3-methylglutaryl-CoA lyase like 1 (gene HMGCLL1). Gene Ontology annotation, cellular component: cytosol; endoplasmic reticulum. Gene Ontology annotation, molecular function: hydroxymethylglutaryl-CoA lyase activity. The record is from RefSeq and is a predicted model, not a curated record. Gene Ontology annotation, biological process: ketone body biosynthetic process; L-leucine catabolic process. NCBI's taxonomy places the organism in Eukaryota, Metazoa, Chordata, Mammalia, Primates, Cercopithecidae.